This is a messenger RNA of Lachnellula hyalina, 1818 nucleotides long. RefSeq lists its product as uncharacterized. The record is from RefSeq and is a predicted model, not a curated record. The transcript has a single exon. Lineage: Eukaryota; Fungi; Ascomycota; Leotiomycetes; Helotiales; Lachnaceae. Bases 1 to 1818 code for a protein of 605 amino acids.
AUGGCGCCUGCCACUGGACCUGUGGGGGAUGGAUUCACUGGAGGAGGGCUAUUGAAAAGGAAAAGAGGCAGUAGUGAGGAUGCGCCGGAAGCGAUAGGCGCUUUAAUACACGAUGCGAAGCGGAGAAAACCAGAUGCACUGGAAUCACUUCAGCUUCAAAAUUCUGGAGAAAGGCAUGUCACAGAAGAGCAAGCGCACGCUGUUGUUCAAGGCCGGGUUAGGGAUAUUAUCGAAUCCCAGUUUGGCCUCGAGAUCAUGCUGAAGCAUGAAGAACUUCGUUUGAUCAACCAAGAACUUGCCAAGUGUCAGGUCGCAUUAGAACAGCUUCGUCGCUGUCACCUAAUUCCUUAUCCAACAUCUCAAGGAACAGCAGAAUCAGUAUUGAAUGUUGCGAAUGGAACAGGGGCUACUCUCAAGAAAAGUGGCAAUGUGCCCCAAUGGGCGCCUGCUUAUGGAGUCACCGAUGGCCCAUACACGAGACAUUACUCCAAGUGGUUGAUUCCAGAUCCCAGUUUCGACGGAAUACCAGUUGAGACGAACAGGGGAUUUGAAGGAUCACGUGCAAGCAGACCUCUUCUAGAAGGGCGUGCCACCAGGCAUUCUUAUGCCGUGGAAAAUAGCACACCUGUAGGCAAAUCUAGGGCUCAAAGGGGCUCCAUAGGUGGAAGUCAAAAGCUUCAAGCUUUGUCGAGUGGCUAUCCUAUACAGAAGGGAAAGGCAGGCCCUUCUAUCCUCAAACGGCAAUCAGAUGGCCAAAUGAUCAAGCUUGUUUGCAUCGACUGUAAGCGGGAGGAUUUCUCUAGCACUCAAGGAUUUAUCAACCACUGCCGCAUUGCUCAUCAUCGAGAGUUCAAGAGCCAUGAGGAAGCAGCCGUUGCAAGUGGCCAGCCUAUUGAGGUUGACGAAUCAGGUGGUAUUGUUGGCGAGGAAAAGACACCGACCUCUACCAGUAUUGGCUUGGUGCAUCCUCUUAUCAGGAGUGCCCCAUCGAACAACAGUGCCUACGUUGACCUCUUAUCUCGUAUCGAGUCAUCUAUGGCAUUGUUCAAACAAGGCAAACUUCCUGGUGUCACUGCAAUACCAACCAGCGCCAAUGCGACACCGUCGAAAAAGACAAGUGUGAAACCCAUUCCACCUCAAAACAAGUCAUUUGUCCCGUCAACGGAGACACCGCAUCUCUCUGAUCUACUAAGCAAACAUGCAUUCCGUGGAAACCUUCCUGAGAUGGUUGCCGAUGCAAAGAAGAUUGUGGACUUUGAAGAGUUCUCUCCACUUGGUGACGAGUCUGAUGGUGGAGACAUCCCCGUUAAGAGCAACGUUCUUCAUCCUGCUCCUGGUAUGCGCAUGCCUGCCCGAGCUGGAAUGUCACCUGCCCCAACUGGUCGUCCAGAGAGCAGCAAAGGUAUCGACAGUAGAUUCAACGGGAUACCACCUUUAUUAUCCCAUGCUACCCCAGUCAUGAAUACAUCUACUAUCAAUACGCCAUCUUCCGAAGAUCAUCAUCACCAUGACAGCGAAUUUGAUGUGGAAAUGACAAGUCCUUCUAUCAGUGACCUUAGUCCCAACACUAUAGCCAGCAACAACGCACCACCACCCAGUCUCGUUAGUGACGAUGAAGACGAUGUCGAUGCUGAAAGUGUGAUCUCGGUGGACGAGCAUCAAGGCGACGAUAGUGACGUUGCUGAGAUCGACAUCGAAGACGAUGGAUUAGAGAAGGUUCCAAGGAUAAAAAACGGUGGUGGCCUGAGGAAAGAGGGAAAGCAUGUUACAUUUGUUGGCCCCGUGAAGGAGACUGGGAAGGAGAGGCGCAAUAAGUGA